UAAUGGAUCACACACUUGCAACUUGUUUUCCACCACCCUCUCUCUUUUUCAAGAUAUUAUACUGUCCUCAUGGCCGAAGUUAAUACUAAUUCAGACUCGUUGCAGUACCUUCAUGGAGACCUUGAUCUGAAAAUCCUCAGAGGUCGCGGCUUCGAGAUCCCCUCAGACACUUAUGUCACCGUUUUGCUCGGUGAUAUCAACUUGGCUCGCACUCGCACCGUAGUGUACAACUCUGGAAGCCCAGAAUGGAAUGAGCACUUCCAGAUUCCCCUAGCCCACCCGGUCUUCAAACCGGAGCUCCGCUUCAACCUGCAGUACAAUGAUUACAUUAAUAACACGAAGUCGAUAGGAACCACUUCCGUCUCGGUCCAGCAAAUCGUCACCGGCGAAGCUAUCAGCCAUUGGUUCCCGUGUUCCGGUAAACAAAUGAAACCCGAUGCCGCUAUCUUCAUUGAAGUGAAAUUCACCAACUGUGAGGACACUCCGUUGUACCAGUAUGGUAUUGCGUCUGAUCCGGAUAAUUUUGGAGUAAAGGAUUGUCGCUUCCCGGUUCGGAAAGGCGGGUCUGUGACGCUGUAUCAAGACGCGCAUGUGCCAGACUCGAUGCUGCCGGAGAUUAAGUUACAAGACGGGAAGGUGUUUGAGCACGAAAAGUGUUGGGAGGAUAUGUGCCAUGCGAUAUUGGAGGCAGAAAAAGUGGUGUACAUUAUUGGGUGGUCCAUUUACCACAAGGUGAAGCUGGUGAGAGAGCCGACGAGGCCAUUGCCUAGUGCUGGGAAUUUGAAUUUGGGAGAUUUGCUCAAGCAUAAGUCGAAGCAGGGCGUUCGAGUUUUGCUCUUGCUUUGGAACGAUGUGUUUGGUAUGAUGGACACUCAUGAUGAAGAAACUCAGAAUUUUUUCAAGAACUCUUCCGUCCAAUGUAUAUUGUCAUCUCGAAGUCAGCUAAACCUUUUCAAAUAUCUAGACAGUGAACCAGGAAUUGUGACUUUGACAAGGAAAUUUAUGGCCAAUAAAUUUCUUUGUUCACAUCAUCAGAAAUGUGUGAUUGUGGAUACACAAGCGUCUGAUGAUACAAGGAAGAUAACUGCUUUUAUUGGAGGUCUAGACCUUCGUGAUGGCCGCUAUGAUACCCCUGAGCAUCGACUAUUUCGUGAUCAUUGCACUGUAUAUCAAAACGAUUAUCGUAAUCCAACACUUCUUGCAGGAGCUCACCGUCCAAGGCAACCAUGGCAUGAUUUACAUUGCAAGAUAGAAGGGCCUGCUGCAUAUGAUGUGCUCACUACUUUUGAGCAGCUUUGGGGCAAAGCUGCAAAAUGGUCGUCAGGGCUUAAGAAGUGCUGCAAAAUCAUUUUUCGUGUUUUAAUGAACUUAGACACCCCCAUGCCGAGUUCUUCCCAAUCAAUUUCAAAUGACGACUUUAAAUUUUGGGUUUCCAAAGAAGAUGAUCCAGAAAACUGGCAUAUUCAGGUUUUCCGCUCAGUUGAUUCAGGGUGUUUGGAAAUAUUUCCUGCAACUCAGAAUUUGGUUGUAGAGAAGAGCAUUCAAUCAGCGUACAUCCAGGCAAUUAGAUCUGCCCAGCAUUUUAUAUACAUUGAGAAUCAAUUUUUUCUUGGAUCUUCAUAUGCAUGGCAAUCUGACAAAGAGCCAGGUGCCAAUAAUUUAAUUCCAAUGGAGCUGGCAUUGAAGAUUGCUAGUAAGAUUAGAGCAAAGGAGAGAUUUGCAGUUUACAUUGUCAUACCAAUGUGCCCCGAAGGUACAUGGCGCAUAGUCACAGAAGAAGUGCUAUUUUGGCAGAGCCAGACAAUGCAAAUGAUGUAUGGAAUCAUAGCACGAGAGUUGAAAUCCAUGCAUCUUGAAGAUUCACAUCCCCAAGACUACCUGAAUUUCUAUUGUCUUGGUAAGCGGGAAGAACUGACCAAAGAAGUGUCAGCCCCACCUAUUCAAUCCGUCAAGAAGGCGGAAAAGGUUUCUAGUUUCUCAAAAAAAAACUUGCAGGUUUCUAACUCACAAAAGUUUCAACGGUUUAUGGUUUACGUACAUGGCAAGGGAAUGAUUGUAGAUGACGAGUAAGUGAUAUUAGGUUCUGCCAAUAUUAAUGAACGAUCUUUGGAUGGUUCAAGAGACAGUGAGAUAGCCAUGGGGGCAUAUCAACCCCAUCACACUUGGGGUAAGAGGAAGGGCCACCCACAUGGCCAGAUAUACGGAUAUAGAAUGUCUCUG
This is a messenger RNA of Quercus robur (English oak), 2220 nucleotides long. RefSeq names its product phospholipase D delta-like. Bases 70 to 2070 code for a protein of 666 amino acids. The transcript has 10 exons. The record is from RefSeq and is a predicted model, not a curated record. NCBI's taxonomy places the organism in Eukaryota, Viridiplantae, Streptophyta, Magnoliopsida, Fagales, Fagaceae. Gene Ontology annotation, molecular function: D-type glycerophospholipase activity. Gene Ontology annotation, biological process: phospholipid catabolic process. Gene Ontology annotation, cellular component: plasma membrane.